GAAGACAACCCGUUUGGGAGAUUGUACCGGAACAUUAACUUCUAGUGUGAGCUCUGCUACUUUGGCGGCCAAUUUGAAUUUGGGUCACUCAUUGGGUUAUGAAUUAGCAAGAGUCUACGAAAUUAAACAGUAGGAGCAGCUAAUGCAAGUAAUAAUACAGAUACAGUAUAUUUUGUAAAACCCAAAGGACCAGAAAGAAUAUUUAAUAAAGUAGUGUUUGUUGGUGAUUCUGGUGUGGACAAAAUUCACAAAAGUAGUUUUAGGACAAGCCUAUAUUCUGUACGGUAAUGACACAUUUAAAAGAUUAGGAACAUUUGCAGCUAAUUGAGAAUAAAAAUGGAUGCCAAUGCAAUUAAAAUGGUACAAACAAUGGCUAGUGAUUCUAGGAAACGUUUACUAAUAAUAAAGGAUAAUACAUGUAUGAGUGGACUAGUAUCAUUGUUAUCUAAUACUGAUGAAGACAUCAUUUCUGUUGUCUUGGAGACAUUGAUGAUGCUAGGUAAAUCAGCAGAAGAAAUUAAAUGGUUAGGAUAUACUCCAGGUCUAAUCAAAUCACUGAAGACUAUUAUGAAAAGAGAAAAAGAGAAGAACAGUGUGAGAGUUAAAGCAGAAGAAUUCUAUAAUAUAUUAUGUAAUGGUCGUAAAGACACCAGAACUCCACUAAGAGAUUCCAACAGGAAAUAUAAUGACAAAGAUGAUAAGAAUUCUUUGAAAUCUAAAAAUUCACCUGGAUAUCAUGCAAAAGCAAUUGUACUAUUGAUUAAAGGGAUAACAAAUAAGUGUGAUGCUGAUUUAUGUAUAAAAUUACUAAUUGAAGUGAAAGGAGUUAUUAGUAUAACGUUUGAUAUGGAGAGUAAAAGAUGUAUUGUGAGAACAAAAUCUAGUGUUAAACCAGAGACAUUGGUAAAAGUUAUAUCAAACUCCCAGACAUUUAUUGCUCAACAAGUGAUAAAACAUGAAAAUGGUAACGAGACAUUACAAUCCUUUGGUAUGGAGGUACUACCUAGUGCGGAAAAAGAAAACUUAAGUGAACCGGAAUAUUUACCUGACGAUAUUGAUAGUCCAGUUGCUUCCAGUAAGGCAGUAGCUAGGGGAGGUUACCCUAAACAAGAACAUAGCUGGCUUAGUGCAGCAGCUUCAUUUUUAUCCAAUUCUUUUUAUUGGUAAAAUUGGAAAGAGCUAUUGAUCUGUGUUUAGGUCUUCAUGUUUGAAGAUACUUGCAUCUUUAUCUUUUGUAUGGUAAAUAUUAUAUAGUGUUUAUAAUUUAGGUUUGUCAUCCAACUGCUAUAAAUUGUAUGAAGGAUUAUUUUAUUACAAAUAUUUAAUGCAAACUUUUUGGAAAAUAUAAUUUUGCAUGGCUUAAUCCAUGCAAAAAUGAAUGAAUGAAUAUAAUGGGGUUUAACAUCCUAAUUUUUUGCACCAACCAGGAUAAUGAAGACGCACAUAUGCCAUGCAGUGUCCUAUGAGUUCAAUUUUGCCUGAACAGCAAUUUAAUUCCAAAUAUCAAGGGUCCUUUUACGUCCACGCCUAACAGUACAUAUAUGGGACCUCGUCACCUCAGUUUGUCAUCCCAUUCGAACGACUAGAUGAUGUUCCCUGUCAGGCCCUCAGUUGUGCACUAGUGACAAGGGGAAACCACACUGGAAAAUCAUGGGGAACUUUCUUGGCCAACAUCGAACUCGAACCCUGGACAUCCUGGUUCCUUACUUAGUGAGUCACCGUGGCCCCCAAAAUGUUUAUUUAACAUUUUAUUAUGAAGAAAGCAAAUUCUGUUGGGCACAACAUCUCCUCAUUGGAGAUGUGUUUGGCCAUUUCAUGAUUGUUUUGUUAAGCCCUACUCUCAUUCAGUAUUAUUAUUUUCCAUUAUGCUUUGCAUAUAUUUUUCAUUAAUUUUGGAAUUUCAUUUACAACAUCGUUUCAUUCUAAUUUGGUUAUUAAAUAAAUGACUGUCAUUUCAUCCAAAAAAAAAAAAAAAAAAAUGGUAAUUGGUAAUACAGAUUUCUAUAUAGAUUUAGUUGUAAAGUGUGUUGCUGGUAUUAGAUGCCCUGAUCCAAUAACUCCAACAUUAUUUCAUUAAUCCAAUUCUAUGAUGUUCCUGUUGCACUGUUCCAUUGCAACAUCAACCAAAUAUCUUUUUAUAAAUCCUUACUUUGUUUGUACAAUAGAUGUUAAACCCCAUUUCAUUUCAUUUGUUUGUACAAAUGUUUAUUUUUAUUUCCUCUUCCAUUUCAUAAGAGUGUGUAUAUCUUAAAACAAAAGACAUAAGAUUAUUAUGGAUAGAAUGUUUAUUAAUAUAUUAAAUUUCAAAUAUGGAUAAUUUGUAUUACAUUUAAAGCCUGAACAUGCCAGAAUAAAAUUUAGUAAUUUUACCCAAGACAUUCUGGUACAGAGUUGAUUUAUUUUAAGUGCUGAGUAUACCAAAGCCAUGAUCCCCCAGUUCUUAAAGUAAAAUAUAACACAUUUGUAUACCGCCACAUUUUCAUGUGGAUGUAUAUUGUUGUCGCCCCUGUCCGUCCAUCCACAAUUUGUUUGUGGACACUCUACGUCACAAUUCUUAGAUGAAUUUGACGGAACUUGAAAUAUAGGUUUAUCCCCCCCAAAUUUUUUUUUUUCUUUUGAUAUUGGCAAUUAUCGGAUCAACUUCAUUGAUCAUGGCCCCCGAUUGUACGAAAAAUCACAUUUUUAGCUUGUGUACACUCUAGAGGUCACAAUUUUCAUCUGAUUUUGAAUUGAUGAAACUUGGAAUGCAUACGUUUGUAACCCAAAGAUCUUGGUUACUUUCAAUAUUUGCAAAUAUAGGAUUGUAACUUCCUGAAUUAUGGUCCCUGAUUGUAGAAAAAUCGUGUUUUUAGCUUGUGGUCCCACUAGAGGUCACAAUUUUGAUCCGAUUUAGAAAAACAUUUCAAUAUAUCACCGUUACACUGCGAUAACUCAGGCAGUAAUUAUUGGAAAUUGUUGAAAAUCAAUAGGUUUCUUCGUCUGAUGACCAUAAACACUGUGUAUAAAUUUAAUGUCAAUCGGAUAUUAACUUUGGUCUCCAGAGCGUCCACAAGAUUUUUCAAAGUGAUCAAGGGCCAUAACUCUGACAGUAAUCGGAAAUUGUUGAAAAUCCAUAGGCUUCUUUCUUUGUCUCAUGACCUUAAAUAAUGUGUAUAAAUUUAAAGUCAGUCGAAUAUUAACUAGCCUCUAGAGCAUCCACAAGCAAUUGUGGACGCCGGACCGACAGACGGUUGCUAUGACAAUAUUUAUACAACCACAUUUCAAUGUGGGCGUAUAACAAAACAUUUAAAUAUACCAUCGUUACACCCUGAUGAUGGUCGAGUUCAAAAUUCAUAAAGAUAGGUUGCAAGGCAAUGAAACA
Patella vulgata (common limpet) is the source of this 3361-nucleotide messenger RNA. Its product is annotated as armadillo repeat-containing protein 1. Gene Ontology annotation, molecular function: metal ion binding. The coding region runs from base 337 to 1167 and encodes 276 amino acids. The transcript has a single exon. Lineage: Eukaryota; Metazoa; Mollusca; Gastropoda; Patellidae. The record is from RefSeq and is a predicted model, not a curated record.